AUGAGGAGCAACACCAGAUCAUCAACAACAAAGCAAGGUAACAACAACAAAGGAGGAGGAGCAAUGGAGAUAGAGAAGCUCAAGAAGCUAAAAGAUGAACCUCAUUUAUCCGGUGCUUAUAUCCGAAACCUCGUUAAACAAUUAACCUCAUCAAGAAAAGAACCAUCACUUCCUAAUAUCAAUAAACAAGGUCAAGAUGUUGAUCAUGUGGAUGAAAAUGAGCAAAACCAAGGAACAACCACCAAUCACUCCAUUUCAUCUCCUAAAAACCAACCUCAACAACAACCACAACAACCUAAGAAGCAAGUUAGAAGAAGACUUCAUACAAGUAGACCAUAUCAAGAAAGGUUGCUAAAUAUGGCCGAAGCUAGAAGAGAAAUUGUUACUGCACUCAAAAGAAAUCCUAGAAUUUAUCCAUCAAACACCACCACCACCACCACCAGCAACAACAACAACAAUUUCACAAAUUACUUAGAGAAUUCUUCUUACUCAUCUUUUUCUUGUCCUACUCCUUCUCUUAUGCAACCAAAUAUGAAUCAUUUCUUGUCUUCUCCUUGUAUUGAACCAACACUCCCUAUUAUUGAUCAUCUCAAUCUCACUACUCUCCCUAAUUAUCAACCACUAGGCUUAAAUCUCAACUUCCAUGACUUCAACAAUUUAGACACCACUUCACUGUACUACAACAACAACAACAAUAGCCAAUUCUCCUCAAUGUAUUCUUAUCCAUCUCCAUCUUCAUCUUCUUCACCACCGCCUACGCUCGCGAGUACUAGCACCACCGAAGAAACUCAUUCUUUCGUUACAUCGCCGGAAGGUGUACUUCCUCAUUCAUUCCCGAUGACCGACAUGAUGAUAGAUGCCACCGGGGAGGAUAAUGGAUUGCACCCAACAAUGGAUGAUGACGAGAUGGCCGAGAUCCGUUCGAUAGGUGAACAACACGGAAUGGAGUGGAAUGACACGUUGAAUUUGGUUACCUCAGCUUGGUGGUUCAAGUACUUGAAGAAAAUGGAGAUAAACAAUAAUAAUUCACAUGAUCAUAACAAAGGAGGGUUGAUAUCCUCAGAUGAAGAUGGGAUUAUGAGUAGCAGCAAUUUGUUUGAUGAAGUCAUGGAGUUUCCGUCUUGGAUGAAUGCUAAUAAUACUAGCGAUGGUGAUGAAAGCUUCUUCUUACAACAACACUUGGAUGAUUCUUACUACUCUGAUAAUAAGGAAUACUUUCAAGAAUCUGCUUUGCCAUGUAUGGAUAUUGGAGAAAUUGAUGGGAUGGACAACGAGUGGUUAGCAUAG
Molecule: messenger RNA, 1287 nt
Organism: Papaver somniferum (opium poppy)
Lineage: Eukaryota; Viridiplantae; Streptophyta; Magnoliopsida; Ranunculales; Papaveraceae
Product: G-box-binding factor-like
Exons: 3
Coding region: 1-1287 (428 amino acids)
Source: RefSeq, a predicted model, not a curated record